AUGACCGAACUCACUUCCGUCUUGCUUGUCGGUGGCUCCGGCUUUCUUGGUUUGCACCUUGUACAGCAAUUCCGUAACAAAUGUCCCAAUGUGAAAAUUCAUGUGUUCGACAUUCGCCCCAUUCCAGAAAAGUUAUCCAAGUACUUCACUUUCGAUCCAUCCGAAAUUGUUUUCCACAAAGGUGACUUAACAUCGGAAAAGGAUGUUAGAAAGGCUGUGGAAGCCUCAAAGUGUGAGGUUAUUGUCCACUCUGCCUCUCCAAUUCACGGCAUGGCACAAGAUAUAUACUAUAAGGUAAACGUCGUGGGAACAAAAAAUCUUGUGUACGUGGCAAAGUCUUCGCCAGUGAAGGCUUUAGUUUACACUUCCUCAGCCGGUGUUAUUUUCAAUGGAAAAGACGUUUUCAAUGCCAAUGAAGAUUGGCCAUACCCUCGCGUGCAUAUGGACGGCUACAAUGAAACGAAGGCCAUUGCAGAACAGUAUGUCAUGGAAAGUAACGAUCCUGACAAUUUAUUGACAGUUUGCUUGAGACCAGCAGGUAUUUUUGGGCCCGGUGACAGACAGUUAGUACCAGGAUUGAGAACUGCUGCGCGUUUGGGCCAAUCCAAAUUCCAGUUGGGCGAUAACAACAACCUUUUCGAUUGGACUUAUGCUGGUAACGUUGCAGACGCGCAUGUAUUGGCUGCACAAAAGAUCUUGGAGGAAAAAAACGAGGAAAUACUUGGUGGAGAGACAUUUUUCAUCACUAACGAUGCUCCAACCUACUUUUGGACAUUGGCAAGAACAGUCUGGAAAGCUGAUGGACACAUUGAUAAGUAUAACAUCGUAUUGAGCAGACCGGUGGCCAUUGCAGCAGGUUACUUGUCGCAGUUUUUCUCGAAGCUUUUGAAUAAAGAGCCGGGUUUAACGGCAUUCCGGGCGAAAAUCACCUGUGCUACCCGUUAUCAUGACAUUACGAAGGCCAAAGAGCUUUUGGGAUAUGUACCUGAGGUUUCCCUCGAAGAAGGAAUCAAGCAUACUCUCGAUUGGAUCUACGAGACACAUAAGGACUAA
Molecule: messenger RNA, 1053 nt
Organism: Clavispora lusitaniae ATCC 42720
Lineage: Eukaryota; Fungi; Ascomycota; Pichiomycetes; Serinales; Metschnikowiaceae
Gene: ERG26
Product: sterol-4-alpha-carboxylate 3-dehydrogenase (decarboxylating)
Biological process (GO): steroid biosynthetic process
Molecular function (GO): 3-beta-hydroxy-Delta5-steroid dehydrogenase (NAD+) activity
Source: RefSeq, a predicted model, not a curated record